Messenger RNA from Cladocopium goreaui, 4121 nucleotides. The record is from the annotation of a GenBank genome assembly. NCBI's taxonomy places the organism in Eukaryota, Dinophyceae, Suessiales, Symbiodiniaceae.
GUCCAACGACGAAGAAGCCGAGCACCACGAAGCCGCCAGCCUAUGUCCUGAACGCUGGGAAGGAUGGCUUGCCCAUUGCGGACGGAAAACGGCCCAGUUGGCUGGUGAAGGAAGAUGAACUCAUCAUCGAUGCCAGGCAACCUGCUGGCCAUGGAGGUAUCCUCAUCGUCCAGCCUGUGCUGAUGGAUGCCAGUUCCACCUGGGGACACCGCAAAGCUGCGCGACCCAGGUGGCUCAGGGCCAUCCUGGCGACCAACCGACAUCACGCGAGGCUGCACGGCCACUGUGUGAUUUUGCGCUGGCAGCCAACGCAGCCCCAGUUGACCAAAUGGCAACGGAGGGGGUGUGUCAAGAUGGACGAGAAGACGUGCACCCGAAACAACGAACGUGAAAACUUCAACUGGGAGAAGCACCUGAUGCUCUACGAGUACUUGAUAAGCCCCCAGAACUUCACACAUGUGCUCAUGCUGGAUGCUGAUGCUGCGCUGGUGAAGCACAGCUUGGAUAUCCUGGGUGCCUUGGCGCUUGAGAAACUCGAGGAUUGGCUGCUGAAUGGCGAGAAUCGGAUCAACGGCGGCUUUCUGAUGACCAGGAACUCAGAGUGGUCGCAACAUCUCUUCCAGGACACCUUCCGCGCUCAUGUCGUGGGCCCGGGCGGCUUGAGAAGAUGGCGUAUUGGCAUAGAGCACCAGGAGUGCAGCAGUAAUGAGCAGAUCUGCUUGAACGACAUCAUGAGCGGUUCCAACAAGGAACUCGUGAAAGGCCACAUGUCCUUGGAAAGUGGUGUCAUUUAUAACCGUGGCGGCUGCACUGUGAAGCACUGUGGCGAGCCCAUCACUGACCCCAAAAUGGAGGCGCUUGGAAUGAAAGAUGAGCGCUUGCAGGUGCUGCAUUUCAUGGGUGGGUCCAAAGGUUUGGCACCUCUGGUGCGGACUGAUCCCGAAGAGACCAAAGCGCGAUUGCUGGAACAGAUGCGUGAGCGUGAGAGGACAGCGCGGGAACAAAAAAACGCCAUGCUGCAGAAGAUCCAGCAGAGCGAGGGUGAUGAUGGGGACCAGAUGCAGUCAAUGGGGACGCCACCAAACCCCAUUCGCUUUUUGCCCUUACAGCUGGAAGAUGUCACUGUCCUGCGGCGACAGGAGGAUGGUAGCUUCCACGUUGAUGGCAGCGAUGUGCCUGAUAGAGGCGCCGGUCUACCAUACUGCUUGAGUAAAUCCUUUCAGAACAAAGACGCGAACCUCAUUGCCAAGUGGGGAAGCAGCAUCCAGGGGGAAGACUUGGGUGAUGGUUGGGCAGCAGCCAUGGCAGUUUCCCGGGCACCAUGCAUAGUCAUGGAGGUAGCUCUUUUCAUGGAGACAUGCACAGUGGCACUUUUCACGGAGACAUGCACAUGCGACGAGGAGGACCCGGAACAGCGCGUGAUGGAUGAACGCUUUGCCUAUGUGGGUAGAGGUCGGGGGGACUAUACCCAGGUGACGUCGAUGCAGCCGGUGGGGCACGGCCAAGGCGAAUUUGCCAAGGAGAAGGUGGUGGUACGAUCAGGUCUUCGACUGCGGCUCUUUUGUGUGCUGUCCCUGUGCUUCAUGGUCUUGGUUGUACUGGGGCUCUUGCUCUUCUACCUGCAUGAUCCGGGACCCAACAUCGGUGCAGCUGAGAUGCCCUGCGAAAAUGUCUUCACGGUGGAGAGUGAGGGCAUGGCCCCGCUCUGCUGUGAGCAGGGUUUCAUGCAGUUCUGCGCCACUACGGCCGCGCCGCAAAAGGAGGUGGUCCAUGAGAAGUACAUCACCCGAGUGAAGGAUGUGCGAGUGCCUCAUGUGGUACAGAUCCCGAUCCCUGGACCGCCACGGAAAGUGAUCACUCACAAGGUCUAUGUACACACGCACGCCUUUGACUGUGAGAAGGGCUACAAUGACUGGCAUCAUUUGUGGUCCAGCGCACAUCAGCGCUACUGCUGUUACCUCAAGGACAUCUCCUGCCGGAAUAAAGUGGAGGUGCGGAAGCACUACCACAUCAUCACCAAGGUGAGACCAGUUGCCCUUCCUGUGAGGGUUCCAAUCCCAGCCCCACCACCACGUGUGGUGAGGCAUGUGGUCAACGAGCCGAUUCAAGACCCACCGCAAGUGAUCCGAGUGCCGACCCCUGGGGCGCCGCACAUCGUGAAGAGGAUUGUCCAUGAGCAACGCUUGGUGCCAGUGCCAGUAGCAAGCCCUCCACAGUAUCACACCGUUCCAGUGCCGAUCCAUGUGACUGACCCUGGAAGAGUGAUUCGCGUGAAAGUGCCCAUGCCCCCCCAAACAGUGGUUCGCGACAAGACCAUCUACAAGACCAAGCACAUCCAGGUGAAGCGGGUGUACGACUGCAAUGCAGGGCUGAAGAACUGGAUCUAUGGAUGGUCUGGGGCAAAGAAACACUGGUGCUGCGCUAAUGAGGACCUUGGCUGCCCUGGCACCUGGCACGGCACCGGUCUUACCAAGACCGUGACGACUGGCAUCACUUCGCAUGUGCUCAAGCAGGCGUACUACACUCACUUGCCUGACUAUGGGCAUGGAGGCUAUGAUGACACACAUCACUACGUCUAUCACCAUGGAUACGACGUGGAUCACGGCAGCCACAACCAUGCUGGCGUUGCACGUGAUUAUGAGCAUGGAGGCUAUGAUGGCAAACAGCACUAUGUCUAUCACCAUGGGUAUGAUGUGGGUCGCAGCAGCCACAGCUAUCACGUUGGCGCUGCGCAUGAUUACAGACACGGAGGCCCUGAUGGCCCGCAUCACUAUGUCUACCACCAUGUGAGAUGUGAUAUCGAUGCGCAGGGCCUCAAGUAUUUGAAAAACAUGCGCUCUGAGAACCUGCUGGAAGUCUUGAUGUCACAGAAAUUUAUCAAGGACCGCUCCAUGGUUUUGCUGUCUGAGAAUGCCCUGCCCGGAGUGGAUGGACGUUGGAAGUCCUCCAAACAUGGAGGUGUGAAGACGAUUCAAGGUCAAAACCUCUACUGGGGCUAUGGCAUGACUUUUGGCAUUACAUACUUGCCGAUGGAGCGUCUUUCGUAUGACCACCUAGGCGAUACCAGGAAAGGGAUGCUGGCUGGAAACAAGAUCGAUUGGAACGACGGUGAUUCCUGGACGCGCUUGCAGAAUGACCCUUUCAGCAUGACGGAAACCGUGCGUUUAGGGCCACGCCUGGGGAGCAAUUCCAUUGGCUUUAGUUGUCACAAGGGCCUGAAGCCCGAGAUUCCGAACCAGGACAACUGGUCAAUUGUCCACGUUGCGGGUGAUUUUUCGGUGUACACUGUUUGCGACGGCCAUGGCAUGAGCGGCCAUCAUGUGGCAGACAUCAGCAAAGAUGCCCUUCCCCGUUUCUUGCUGCAAGAUCAUCGUUUUCGGAGGCAAAGGCAAGAUGCCCUGGCAGACGCUUUUGAAGCUACACAGGAUCUGCUCCGCACCGCGGAUCGCCACGGCCUGGUGAAAGCCGGUCUGGGCGGCACCACCGCAACGAUGGUGGUGCAUGACCGAGCCGAGCAGAAGUUACAGGUGGGCCAUGUGGGCGACAGCACGGCGAUUUUGGGCCGCCUCGGGGCCAAUGAUCAGCUGAUUCCCGUACAGCUGACGCGGGAGCACCACCUGGAAAUGGAAGAUGAGCGGAAACGCAUUGAGGCAACUGGUGCGCGGGUGGAGUGGGAAGCCGGCGCCUAUCGAGCUUUCAACAAGCAUGGGACGGGCGCAGGUCUGAAUGUGACACGAAGCUUGGGGGAUUUGGAUGCCCACCUCGAAUGUGGCAUCGCCAGCUUUCCCGAAGUGAAAGAAGUGGAACUGCUUUUUGAAGACAAGGUUUUAAUUGUCGCCAGUGAUGGGGUGUGGACCUGGAUGAAGCCACAGGAAGUGCUGGACAUCCUUGCUGCUUGUGGGGCGGCACAACCUGCAGUAGCCGCAGAACGUGUGGCGAAGGAGGCGUACGACCGCUGGUUGCAAGAGACAGGGCAGCAAGCGGCGGACGACAUCACGGUGCUGGUGGUGGACCUCACGGCACGGGACAUCAAGGAGCAAUUUGAAAGCGAAGAGGGCUUUGAUGGCUGUGGUUUUUCCCGGAAUGAGGAAGAGACGGAAGAGACUACUAUUGAAGGAUGA